Hyposmocoma kahamanoa is the source of this 926-nucleotide messenger RNA. RefSeq names its product peroxiredoxin-6 (gene Prx6a). The coding region runs from base 1 to 771 and encodes 256 amino acids. Lineage: Eukaryota; Metazoa; Arthropoda; Insecta; Lepidoptera; Cosmopterigidae. The record is from RefSeq and is a predicted model, not a curated record. Gene Ontology annotation, cellular component: cytosol; mitochondrion. Gene Ontology annotation, biological process: cell redox homeostasis; cellular oxidant detoxification. The transcript has 6 exons. Gene Ontology annotation, molecular function: peroxiredoxin activity.
AUGAAGGAACGUGUUCGUGAAAUUCAAAAUUUUAAUUUGAUUUCACAAAUUUCACAUACACCACGACGAGCGGUGAAAACAAUAUUUAAACUUAAAAUGUUGCUAUUAGGCGAAACGUUCCCUAAUUUUACAGCCGAUUCGACUGCUGGAGAAAUAAACUUCCACGAGUGGCUUGGAGACUCCUGGGGAAUUCUGUUCUCCCACCCGUCGGACUUCACUCCAGUAUGCACUACAGAGUUAGCUAGGGUGAUAAAACUUAUGCCGGAGUUUGCUAAACGCAAUACCAAGGUCAUUGGACUUUCCUGCGAUUCUAUAGCGUCUCAUGUUGAAUGGUGCAAAGACAUCAUAACCUAUGCUGGUAUCAAUGAAGAUGAAAAGUUCCCAUAUCCCAUUAUAGAAGACAACCAAAGGAAAAUUGCUACCAAGCUUGGCAUGCUGGACAAUGAUGAAUUGGACACAGCUGGCAUGCCGUUAACUGCUCGUGCUGUAUUUAUUGUUGACCCCAAUAAGAAGUAUAGGCUUUCCAUUCUUUAUCCAGCUACAACAGGGAGAAAUUUUGAUGAGAUACUCCGCGUCAUUGAUUCUAUGCAACUAACUGAUACGGCCAAAGUAGCAACCCCCGCUGACUGGAAGAUGGGCGGCGAAUGCAUGGUGCUACCAACCGUACCUGAUGACAAAUUAACCAGUGUGUUCCCGCAAGGGGUCACUGUAGUGCCUCUGCCCUCCGGUAAGAAGUACCUGCGAAAAACGGCUUGUCCUAAAACCCAUUGAAAUAUAUAGUGUAUAAAAUUUUGUUUCUUAAAACAUCGGGGCUUUUGUAAUAUGGUAAAUGUUCUGUGAUGUGAAAAAUAUAAAAGCAAUAUAGGUACUUCAUAUUUUUGUAUUUCACGCAUUCCUGUUAUUGUUUUGUAAUAAAUUUUGCAUUU